Messenger RNA from Heterostelium album PN500, 1941 nucleotides. RefSeq lists its product as uncharacterized. The record is from RefSeq and is a predicted model, not a curated record. Lineage: Eukaryota; Evosea; Eumycetozoa; Acytosteliales; Acytosteliaceae. Gene Ontology annotation, molecular function: protein-phosphatidylethanolamide deconjugating activity. The transcript has 10 exons. Bases 1 to 1941 code for a protein of 646 amino acids.
AUGAACAACAACAGCAUUAAUAGUAAUGAUUUAAAUAGUAGUAGUAGUAAUACUUCUUCAGAGUAUCAACAACAACAACAACAACUGCAACAGCAACAACAGUCUCCUUUUAGAUAUAUUAAUAAUAGUAAUAGUAUAAGUAGUAAUAAUCUUUAUAAUAAAUCAAUAUUUAGUAAUAGUAAUAAUAAUAAUAGCAACGGUAAUAAUAAUAACGGCAGCAACUCAAUCUACAACAACAACAAUAAUAUUAAUAAUAAUAAUAAUAAUAAUAAUAGCAUAAAUGAUCAUCUUCAUGAUAUGAAACGGAGUAAAAGUACUCCAUUUUUAAACUUACAGCAAAUGCAGUAUAUUCAACAGCAACAACAACAGCAACUAAUGCAGUCGUCAUCUUCCUCUUCUUUACUCUCACCCAAUUCAUCUUCGCUCAACACCAACUAUCCAUAUACCACCUCUUCACUAUAUAAAAGUAAUCUUUACAACAGUACAAAUACGACUAAUAAUAAUAAUGAUAGAUAUAAUAAUAAUAAUGAUAUUGUAAAUAGACUUGAAAAUCAAAUACAACAGAUCUUGAAUGAGGUCGAAGAACUGAAAAAGAAGAUAAAGAUAAUGGAGGAACAACAAGGAAACACAAACAACUGGGGUUUAAAAUAUUCAAGAAGAGUUUUAAUUACUUCAAAUUUUUUAUUAGAAACUUCGAUUACUUCAUGUGAUGGUACCGUCUUUGAAUGCCACGGAGGCACGCAAUCAUAUUUCGUUGCUACUGCUGGAGGCGAUCUCCAAUGCAGCGAGAAAGAAUCUAUAAUACCAAACUUUAUCAUGAAUUGUCUCUAUAUAUUUAGAGGUGCUGGAAAUGUACUUCCUCAAUUUUCAGAUUCAUCGAUAUGGAUGUAUGGCAAAGAAUAUAAACCACCAGAUCCCAACGAUCAAAAGUCAAAUAUAGAUAGUAGUAUCAGCAGUGACAGUAGUAAUGUUAGUGCUGAUGGUCACAGACAACAACAACAACAACAUCAACAGAUCAAUGAUGGUGUCAGUAAAUUGGUGAUAAGAGAUGAAGAGGAUUCUAUAAAUCAUAGUAGUAGUAUAAUGAGUGGUUCUUUUGAGUUAACAAAUAUCAUAGAUAGUAGUAGCACUGGAAAUAACAAUACAACAACUACUACUACCACCACCACAAAUAACAAUAGUAAUAAUAAUAAUAAUAAUAACAAUAAUAGACAACCUAGUUUUAUAAAUGAAUUUCUUGAAGACUUUUCAAAUAAGAUUUGGAUGUCAUAUAGACAGGGAUUCCCAUAUAUUGGUGAUACAAUGUUUGAGAAUGACUGUGGAUGGGGAUAUUGGAAAAAGAGUGGACAAAAUGAAUAUCCAGAGUUGCUUUAUAAUAUUGUUAGAAUGUUUUUAGAUAAACCAACAGCACCAUUUUCAAUUCACAACAUUGCUCUACACGGACAGAAUCAUCUAGGUAAGAAUGUUGGCGAAUGGUUCGCUCCAUCCAAUAUAACUCAUGCCAUAAAGUCACUUGUAAAUAAAUUUAAUCUUCAAUGUAAUAUAUCGGUGGUUAUUUCAGAGGAUGGAUCGUUGUAUGUCGACCAGAUGUUGGAUGCAGCGCUACAGCCAAACGGUAGUAUUGUCGGUGGAAAACCAAGAGCAUCACUCUACUUUAUCGCUGCACAAGACGACAAUCUAUUCUAUCUUGACCCACACACUGUACAACAGGCAAUUGAUAAUGAAGUCGAAUUUUCUUUAUCAGUAAGUGUAGAGACCAAAGAAGACUUUUUGGAUUUCCUCGAAAGAUCUAAAAAGUUGGUUUCAAAAAGUGAAUUCCCAUUGUAUAAUAUCGCAGAGAGAGUGCCAGAUUAUCAACUUCAAAAGACAAUGUCAGUAGAAGGUGAAGAAGAAGAUUCAUCCGAUGACAUUGACUUUGAAAUGGAAUAUCAUAUGCUUUAA